Gymnogyps californianus (California condor) is the source of this 2182-nucleotide messenger RNA. RefSeq names its product ELMO domain containing 2 (gene ELMOD2). The record is from RefSeq and is a predicted model, not a curated record. Bases 1 to 894 code for a protein of 297 amino acids. Gene Ontology annotation, molecular function: GTPase activator activity. Lineage: Eukaryota; Metazoa; Chordata; Aves; Accipitriformes; Cathartidae. Gene Ontology annotation, cellular component: membrane. The transcript is spliced from 8 exons.
AUGUUGGUGUACUUCUGGGGGUUCCUGUACAGCAACUACUUUCGGUUCUGGCUGAAGUGGAUCUUGCGGCUGCUGACUCGGAAAUGCGAAUUGCAGCGUGUCUUUGAUGGCUCGAAGGCAGGUGCGCAGCGGACGCUGAGCAUAGAACAUUCACUGGAAUCAUCAAAGAAUAAGGUUUUAAGAAAUGCUGUACAUGUUGAGGAAGCUGAAGUGGAGAAGUGUGUCAGAGAUGUAAUGAAAGAAAAGAAAAUUGAACAGAAGGAUACAGGGUUUAAGACAAAUCUGCAUAUAGCCUUAUUGCAGAUAUCAGGUUAUAAAAAACUUUAUUUGAAUGUGGAAGAUCUGAGGAAGGUUCCGUAUGAUUCAGAUAACGAAGAACAUGAGGAACAGUUAAUUGAGCUUUGGAAUUUGCUGAUGCCUCAUGAGAAUCUGAAGGCCAGAAUCACCAAGCAGUGGUGUGACAUUGGCUUCCAAGGUGAUGAUCCCAAAACAGACUUCAGAGGAAUGGGCCUGCUGGGGUUAGUGAAUCUGGUGUAUUUUAGUAAGCAUUACACCGACGAAGCUCGUCAGAUCCUUUCUCGUUCAAAUCACCCAAAGCUGGGAUACUCUUAUGCAAUAGUUGGAAUCAAUCUGACAGAAAUGGCAUACAGCUUACUUAAGAAUGGUGCUUUAAAGUCUCAUCUGUACAACAUAGUCUCUGGAUUGCCACAGAUGGAGCACUUCCAUCAGUUUUACUGUUAUCUGGUUUAUGAGUUUGACAAGUUCUGGUUUGAAGAAGAACCAGAAAGCAUUAUGCACUUCAACCAGUACAGAGAGAAAUUCCAUGAAAAAAUUAAGGGACUUCUACUGGAUUGUGAUGCGAUACUAACCUUACAAAAUACAAAGAAACCUUAACUCCUCUGCAGUCUAUGAGGUUCUGCAUCAAAAAUGGAAUUAUGCAUUUGGAUGGAGGUUUUGCAUGUUUCACCAAAAACUGUUUAACAAUAGAACUUUUUUUUUAUGUUUAAAAAAAAAAUCAAAAUUCAGUUAAGAAAGCUUGGACAAUCAAUCAACCUCUGUUUACAGGUCUUUAUAUGCUAUUCUCCAAAGGACAGCUUUAAAAAAAAAAAAAAAAACAACAAAAAACAACCAACAAACCAACACAAAAACCAACCCACAAAUCUCAAGAGCCUCUGGAUCACUUGCUUUCAUAAUUUCUUUUAUACUUCUUGGUGCAGGAACAUGAAGCAGGUAUUUAUGCUGCAUCGUGUUUUCCAUGAAUAGGUUUGAUUGUUAAUUGUCUUUUAAAAACUUCUUUUAGUUGAAAUUACUCUGGUUUUAGACUUUUUAUGUUCUUGUUCUGUAGAUGUCGAUCAUUCACUCAUCAAUGUUAAAUUUCUCUGUGAUGAAGAGGUCCACAAAGGGGAUGUAUUAGUCGCUUAUGAUUUUGGAGAAGAGGCUUAAUCCAUCAACAUACUGACGUACUUACUAGAAAUGACUUCUGGCUAAGGAAGUUUUUUUAUCUGUGGAUUUGUACCAGCAGAUUUCUAUGCUUGGAAAAAGCUUAGUUUGCAAACAAACAAAAAGAACCAGAAAUCAUCAGUGUGAGCAUCAGAUCCUCAGACUAAAGCUACUCCUACUAAAAAUAUUCCUACUGUAAAAAUUUUCAGUUCUUUCUAAUCUGACUUCAGCUGCUCAGGCUGCUUGACUUUGUAUGUUGUCAGCCCUUUCUUUUAGCAGCUAAUGGGGUAUUCUCAGUGGGAAGUACAAGAGAGUUAGUUUAGCCCUUUUAUAAAGUUCACUCAUUAAAAACCUUUAUUGCAGCUGCAGUCCCUAUUUUGUGAAAAUAAAUUCACACCUGAGUACAAGUCUCUAACAAAGAUAUAUUUUCCAUGGAAGGGACGCAACCGCGACGUGUUCCUUAAUCUUGGCAUCCUCAGACAAUCUAGUCAAUAAGACUUCAUGUCUAUAUUGUGACUAAUUAUUGCUUAAAGCAACUUUAAACAGAUUUGGUAUGACCAUCACUUCAUUUUCUAAAACCUACUAUUAAAUAAGUGCCUUCUGCUUUAUUCAAUCAGUGUUUUAUUUUGAUUCUGUAACCAGAUCAUAGCCUUAGAAACUUGAGUUAUUUGGGAAAGACUCUUUCAGUAUAUACCUAAAUAGCACACAGUGGCACAAAAUUUGUAUGCUAAUAGAAGCUUUC